GCAGCAGUACAGCUGAAUCUGCGCGUCCUUCGUUUGAGCUCGGAGGCCUCUUCUCUUCUUGUGUGUUUAGGGGCGUUUCAGUCAAAUAACUUCCACAAUGACUGUAUUAGGUUUUCUGGCCAGAACUCUGAGAAAGACCGGCAUGGUGAAGCCCUCCAGCCUUUUGAAACCGGUGGCUUUAACAAGGAUUCCAGGGCGCUACCUGGCCCAUCAGGAGAGUCUCCCUAAACUCCCUGUGCCGCCCCUGAAACAAACAUGCGACCGUUAUCUGGCUGCUCUGGAGCCAAUAGUGGACUCGGAGAUGCUGAAGAACACACAGGAACUGGUGAAGGAGUUUCAGGCACAAGGAGGGGUUGGAGACAGGCUGCAGAAGGGCCUGGAGCACCGAUCGCGCAAGACAGACAACUGGCUGUCUGACUGGUGGUUACAGACAGCCUAUCUGGACUAUCGGCUGCCUGUGGUUGUCCAUUCCAGUCCUGGAGUUGUCCUCCCUCGUUUGGAAUUUAGUGACCGCCAAGGUCAAAUAAGAUAUGCUGCUAAACUGAUUGCUGGAGUUUUGGAUUUCAAGAGUAUGAUUGACAAUGAAACUUUGCCAAUAGAGUAUCUGGGUGGGAAGAUGCUGUGUAUGAACCAGUAUUACCAGGUGCUGUGCUCUUGCCGUAUACCAGGAAUCAAGAGCGACUCGGUGGUGAACUAUGCACUGAACAAGAGGCCUCCUAGUCACAUCACUGUGGUGCACAAUUACCAGUUCUUUGUUCUGGAUGUAUACAACAGUGAUGGCACGACACUGACCGUGGAUCAGCUCUACAUUCAGCUGGAAAAAAUCUGGAACUCCUCCCUACAGACCAACAAGGAGCCAAUCGGCAUCCUCACCUCCAACCACCGCAACAGCUGGGGCAAGGCCUACGCCAACCUGAUAAAAGAUAAAACAAAUAAGGAAUCAGUACGGGCAAUUCAGAAGAGUAUCUUCACUGUGUGUCUGGAUGCUCCUAUGCCUCGAGUCUCAGAUGAAAUGUACCGUACUCGGGCAGCUGUGCAGAUGCUACAUGGAGGGGGCAGUCGGUGGAAUAGCGGAAACCGCUGGUUUGACAAGACACUUCAGUUUAUCAUUGGUGAAGAUGGAACAUGUGGUGUGAUUUAUGAACAUGCCCCUGCAGAAGGCCCACCAAUUGUGGCACUGAUUGAUCAUGUGGUGGAAUACACGAAAAAGUCAGAAAUGGUGCGUACUCCCAUGGUUCCUCUUCCCAUGCCUAAAAAAUUGCGCUUCAACAUUACUCCAGAGAUUAAGAGGGACAUUGAGGAGGCCAAGCAAAACAUGAACAUAAUGGUUCAUGACUUGGACAUGAAAGUCAUUGUGUUCUCCCAUUUUGGCAAAAAUGUUCCAAAGUCUUAUAAGAUGAGCCCUGAUGCCUUUAUUCAGGUUGCUCUGCAGCUUGCAUAUUACAGGACGUACAAGCGUUGCUGUGCCACUUAUGAGAGUGCCUCUCUGCGCAUGUUCAAACUGGGCCGAACCGACACUAUCCGCUCAGCAACUAGUGAUUCUGCCAAUUUUGUCAAAACCAUGGAUGACCCUGUUAAACAGAACACAGAAAAGGUGGCACUUCUGGAAAAGGCAGUGAAGGCACACAGAGCCUACACAGAUAUGGCAAUCCGUGGGCAGGCCAUUGACAGGCAUUUACUUGGCUUGAAGCUGCAGGCCAUUGAAGACUUGUCAGCAUUGCCAGAUAUUUUCAUGGACACAUCAUUUGCUGUAGCCAACCACUAUAACCUUUCAACUAGCCAGGUUCCAGCAAAGACCGACUGUGUGAUGUGUUUUGGCCCGGUGGUACCUGAUGGAUACGGCGUGUGCUACAACCCCAUGGAGGAGCACAUCAACUUUGCUGUGUCUGCUUUCAACAGCUGUGCAGACACAAAUGCUGCACGAAUGGUCCAGGCUCUGGAGGACGCUCUGGUAGAUAUGAAGACCCUUCUGGACCAAACACCCAAAGCCAAGCUGUGAAGACCAUAGACUGACCCUGUGGGCAGCACUCGCUGAAGCACUAACAGUUGAUGAAGCACUUUUCAACAGGUCUUUGAACCUGGCAUCACACAGGUUUUGACUGUAAAUCACUUUGCAAAGUGCCAUUCUUUGGUGUUCUUACCAAAUUCACAGGAUGUUUCUCAAAACUGGUGAACUGGUGGUAAUUUUUUUUUAAGAAACAUCACUGGAUUCUUGAGUUGUUUGUUGUUUUUACCAGAAAAGUCAAUUUAUCAAAAUUGUCAAACAGUUUUUUUUUUAUUUCUGUUAGAUUUCAGUUUUUGUGACUUGUCAAGAGAUUUUUUUUUGUGCUUUUACACAUGUAAUCAUCAAUUUAGUUAAAUUUAUGGCCAUUGAGUGAUUUCCUCUUUUUCUUUCUUUAUUGCAAUGUAUAGAAUAUAGUAAUAGAGUAUACUACUCUAGAAUAAGUGAAGCAGAAAGCUAUCUAGGACCUUGUGCCAUUUUGCUGCUGUUGUGAACAUGUGUGUAUGCAUGUGUCUGUGUGUGUGCCAUGAUCCUUUACUCUUUAUUUUGUAAUAAUAUAAUUAUGUAAAUACAGAGAGAAAUGCUCAUCUUUCUUUGCACACAGCUGAUUUACUAUAAAGGGAGGUCUUAUAAAAUGUAUUUAAAAUCUUUAUAUUGUAACGUGUUACAUGUUCAGGUUGCAACCUAUCUAAUGCUGCAUUGUGGCUCAUUGUUUUAACUAACAUGUGCAAUUGAUUAAUUGUCUCAUCUGAAUUGUAUGAAAUAAUUUCUAGUGUAAGAGAAUAUUAUUCAGUGACACGUUAAUAAACAAAUGAAAAUUUGUCAUGAAAAGCCA
Molecule: messenger RNA, 2837 nt
Organism: Pygocentrus nattereri (red-bellied piranha)
Lineage: Eukaryota; Metazoa; Chordata; Actinopteri; Characiformes; Serrasalmidae
Gene: crata
Product: carnitine O-acetyltransferase a
Exons: 14
Coding region: 98-1999 (633 amino acids)
Biological process (GO): carnitine metabolic process, CoA-linked
Cellular component (GO): peroxisome
Molecular function (GO): carnitine O-acetyltransferase activity
Source: RefSeq, a predicted model, not a curated record